AUGCAGUUAAAGCCAAUUCUCAGCAAGACGCAGAUGAAAUCUGGGGACGUUUCUGCGUUACCAGUCACCGAGCUGCCCGCGAUCGAGACUGUAGAGAGCGAUGGUGUCCCGCGGUUCUGGCAAAUUGCCGUCCGUGGCAACACGUACUUUACCACGUCGUGGAAACAGGAUGGUAACAAGGUCGUGCAUGCACCAGUCACCGUGACGGGUAAAAACAUUGGUCGAAGCAACAAAACGAGUCCUCGUCAACAGGUCAUUCUCGAGGCACAGCGCAAGUGGGACCAGAAACAACCGUCAAGCCGAUGCUGGCCCAGAAACUGGUCGAGAGCCGCCUCACAUACCCCGUCGACGUGUCCCCGAAGCUCGACGGCGUGCGCAUGCUCAGCAAGCGCGACAAGGGAGUGA
Molecule: messenger RNA, 405 nt
Organism: Sphaeroforma arctica JP610
Lineage: Eukaryota; Ichthyosporea; Ichthyophonida
Exons: 1
Coding region: 1-405 (134 amino acids)
Source: RefSeq, a predicted model, not a curated record